AUGUUCCCCGAGGUGAGCGGCACCAACCUGACGUCCAACCUCAGCGGGCCGCCGUCCUCUCUGGAGCGAGACUGGAGCGACAUGCCGCACGAGCGGCUGUCGCGCGGCGGCCACCGCGUGGUGUCGGUGUUCCUGGGCUCCAUCAUGGUGUUCGGCUUCCUCAACAACCUGCUGGUUCUGGUUCUGUUCUGCCGCUUCAGGACCCUGCGGACCCCCGUCAACAUGCUGCUGCUCAACAUCAGCGUCAGCGACAUGCUGGUGUGCGUGUGCGGCACGACGCUCAGCUUCGCGUCCAGCCUGCGCUGCCGCUGGCUGUACGGCCGCCACGGCUGCAUGUGGUACGGGUUCGUCAACUCCUGCUUCGGCAUCGUGUCCCUGGUCUCUCUGGCCGGCCUGUCCUACGAGCGCUACAGCACCCUGAUGGUGUGCAACAAGCGGGUGUCGGACUACAGGAAGCCCCUGCUGGCGGUGGGGGGCUCCUGGCUGUACUCGGUGGUCUGGACGGUGCCCCCCUUGCUGGGCUGGAGCAGCUACGGUCUGGAGGGAGCCGGGACCAGCUGCUCGGUGACGUGGACCGAGAGGUCGUCGGGCUCCCACUCGUACAUCAUCUGUCUGUUCGUGUUCUGCCUCGGCGUCCCGGUGGUCGUCAUGGUGUACUGCUACAGCCGGCUGCUGCUCGCCGUCCGACAGGUGGGUCAUAUCAGGCGGACAGCAGCUCGUCGCAGAGAGUUCCACAUCCUGUUCAUGGUGGUCACUACGGUGGUGUGUUACCUGCUCUGCUGGAUGCCAUACGGCGUCAUCGCCAUGAUGGCCACCUUCGGCCGGCCGGGAGCCGUCAGCCCCAUCACCGCCGUGGUCCCUUCUAUCCUCGCCAAGAGCAGCACCGUCAUUAACCCCGUCAUCUACAUCCUCAUGAACAAACAGUUCUACCGCUGCUUCCUGAUCCUGUUCCACUGUGAACACCAGCUGACUGAGAACCUGCAGUCCUCCAUGCCCUCCAAGACCACCGUGGUCCAGCUGCAGCGCCGGGUCUGUGACAGCAGCCCGGGACACGACCCGGACCCGCCACCCGGACCUGGACCCGGACCAGGACCAGGACCAGGACCCGGACCCGGACCCAGUUCGCUCCACACGGAGGACCAAACGCUCGCCGCUGAGCCCCCUGACGUCAGCGUGAUGUCACCCAGCGAGUCAGAGACACUUUGACCUCCAGCGUUGUUAUUAAUAAUUAUAAUAAUUAGUGUGCAUUAAUGUGC
Messenger RNA from Cyclopterus lumpus (lumpfish), 1256 nucleotides. RefSeq names its product pinopsin-like. NCBI's taxonomy places the organism in Eukaryota, Metazoa, Chordata, Actinopteri, Perciformes, Cyclopteridae. The coding region runs from base 1 to 1206 and encodes 401 amino acids. Gene Ontology annotation, biological process: visual perception; G protein-coupled receptor signaling pathway. Gene Ontology annotation, molecular function: G protein-coupled receptor activity. Gene Ontology annotation, cellular component: membrane; photoreceptor outer segment. The transcript is spliced from 4 exons. The record is from RefSeq and is a predicted model, not a curated record.